GGACACAAACAUGAAAGCCUACGUACUCCUUUUUCUCCUUCAACAGCACUGCCUCAUCAUCAAGGCUAGUUUCUUCCAUACAAACAAUAAUAAAACCUCUGAUAAUGCCCACAUUGGUUACCAGCUAACUGUGGCUAUACCCACGGAAUACAGCAGAGGGUUCGUGGGGAGGGCUUUUCUGAUGGAAACUGCCGCCGCCGCCAAAUCACCGCUAGCCAACUUUAGGGCUGCGGUCAGCGUUGAAGCGGUUGACGAUGACAAGAAGUUAUACACAUGUUCACUUGAUGUUUUUCUUGGUGAAGAUGUGAAAGUAUGGAGUUCUGGUCAUCUCUCUCCCUUUUACGCCAUGGGCAGUUGCACUCUUGAGCUAACACAGAAUGGGGGUGACCUACAACUGAAGGGCGCUCGGAGAGGUGGCCGUGCGGCCAUCGCCGCUGUUGGAUGGCAUGCUGGAACUUCUGGACAAGGCGUUCAGGUAAUAAAGAUGUUUUUACUUGGACUGUAAUUUGUCCCAGAUCAGACCAGACCAGACCAGACCAAAUCAGACCAGAUCAGACCAGACAUGGGUAGUUAUAAAAAUACAAAGAAACCAGACCAGACUAGACCAGACUAGCAAAUUACAGUCCAAGUAAAAACAUCCUAAGACUGCAACGGUAUAUAGUUUAGAAAUUGUCCUAAGACUAAAGUUUGCAAUAGACUAAUGCCUUAAAUCAUUCACAAAUAUGACUAAACAUUGAUUUCCUACUCUAAAUACCCUAAUAUAGAUACCUUUCCCACCGCCUCCUAGUACCACUACCACCAUCUCCGAUUGGUGAAAAAAAUGUCAUUUUCUGUGAAAAUGUCAAAAAAUGGCAUCAUUACUCUUGAUAAUGUAAUGCCAAAAUUUUCAUUGAAUGUGCUAUUAUUAUGGCAUUACUAAACAUGUUGGCAUUUUUUCUCUGGUGAUCGAAGCUGAUUGUGCUGGGGGUGGCAGAGGCGGCGUUUUUUUAUUAGGCUUUUACUUUUUUUAAUUUUUUUUUGAAUUUUCAUUUUAUAAGUAUUUUAUUUUAUUUUUUUAAUUUUUUAACGUUUUUUUUAUUAUUCUUAGGGAAAAGGAUCAGAUAGGCUCUCGAACUUACAUAAAAAGAUCAAAUAAGCCAUUAUAUAGAAAGCUUUGUCCGGCCGUCACCAUUUAGGGAGGUUCUCGAUGUAAUUUUUUAAUCAUCUUAUUCAUUAAAUCUAGUUUACUCAUACCAAAUUUAAGCUAACAAUUCAAUCGGGAUGCCAUCACCUCAUCGCGUCCAGUCCACUUAAAGGGUUUCCUUUCUUCCUCGUUUGGCGUAUUUAUAAGAUCUAUGAUGAGUAGGUGUAUCAGACCUUUUGAAAAAACAGAUGACUUUAAAACGUUACAUUUUUACCAUCGCUUUAUUUUCCUAAUUAUAUUUUAUUAAUACAACAUACCUAAAGUACCGAAUAUAAUUAAUCACAGGGUGUUUGUCAAUCGGCUGUUGGCUGUUAGCUGUUGGCCGAUUCUUUUAGCUGAUUGAUAACAACGGAUUCUAUUGGCUGUUUUGGUCAGCGCGCUGAUAAUGUUAACAGUUUAUCAAAUUGUAUUUGGUUAAAUGACUGUUUAGACUUGAUAAAUAACAUUUAGGUACUCAAUAAAUAUUUAAUUAAAAUAAGUAAUAAUUAUUUCAAUAAAAGAACUAUAUCGUUAAAUAAUUUAGAUGAGUUCAAUUUAGAUGAAGCUCUUCAACGUCUGGCUCUUUCUUUGCAAAAUAAAAAACUGAGAGAUUGGUUGCUAGUUCAAUCGUUGCAGCACCACAUCUCUAGUAAUCACAUACAACUUUUGCAUAUAUUUGGACGCUGAUUGACGAGACUCCAUUUAAUUUGUUUAAACAUGGGUUAUUGAACAAAUUGGCGUCCCCCAUUUGUUUAACUAGGUUCGACUCACAUAAAUGAGCAAAUUGACUUGUGCCCUUCGACGAAAGAAGAUUCCGGACGGCAGGAGUUUUUUUUUAUUGGGCGGAAGUUUUCUCUGCGUGGGGAAAAUACAGCAACCUAGCGACGUGGGCAGUAUAGGGAAGAUACUCAAAACUCAAAAGCCAAUACUAAACGCUAUGUUUGAUGGCUUUUCUAAUUUUGGCUUUUUGGAACAAAAAACCAAUUGAAAAUGCUAUUUAGGGCAUGUUUGGCACAACUAGCUGAAAAGAUACUUUUGUGAGCUUUUUAAUAGCUGUUAACUUUUAGUGACUGAAAGGAUCUUAAAAAGAAAAGGUGGUAGCUGUUUGAUAAAAAGCUGACUGUUUGAUUUAGUUCGGUUUGGUAUACAAGCUGUUAGGAUUAAUUAAUACUAAAAGUCACUAGCUUUUCUUAGAUGCUACUCCCGGUAGCAUCUCAAAAAAGAUCUUUUAAUUUUUGAAAAGCUCUUAAAUAUUGUCAUGCCAAGCACAUAACUAGAAGCUUUUAGGAAUUUUUUGAACAGUACAAAAGCUAGAAGUCAGGGACUUAUGCCCGCCAAACAUAGCCUUAACCAAACAUAUUUAUUGGCUGAUUGAUUUAGCCAAAAGGCUAACUUUGGUCAAAUCAUUCAAAAAAUGGCUGAUACGCUCUCAAAGGGCCCGACCGCCCGACCAUAACCUCCGAGUCCUAAAUGCUUUUGAAAUGAGUCGCACUAAGGAAUCAUCAAGGCUUAAAGUACGUAUUCACAAUUUGAAAUUAAGAAAAAGAAAAAAAAGAGAUGCUACUCACACAUAUUAAAGAAAUAAACUUAUCAGGGGUAAGUUUUGACACUGUUUCAACACUGUCUGACACUGUUUGACACUGCUUUGCACUGUUUGGCACUGUUUUGAUGUAUAUAACUUGUCAUUUAAAGAAAAAAGAACUUCUUUUUGGGACUUCUAAAAAAGGAAAGCGGGAACUUCUUUGCGGGACGGAGGGAGUACAUAGUACUACAUAUUGGAGAUCUUUAUUGCGCGAAUGAGAGUAAGGGGGUGUUUGGAUCUGAUUCUUAAACUGCUUCUGCUCCCUGAAGGAUCAGAACCAGAAGUUGGAGUGUUUGGGUGAAAGUUCAGAAGUGAUUUUGGUGUUCUAAUAUACUCUCAAAAUCAGUUUUUCACUACAAAAAAGUGCACAUAGACUGCACAUGGACAACAAUUUUUUUUGCGAUGGCAGCAUAACUGUCGUUAAAAACACCAUUAACCACACAUUUUUUUAUUUAUCACACACAAAAAUGUGGUAAAAUCUUAGAGACGACAGUUUUUAACUGUGACCAAUGUUUUUACCACAGCUGUUGUGCCGACGCACGUAAAAGUGUAAAACUGUCGCAAAACUAUGUAAAAACGUAAGGAGGAACAUUUACGACAGUUUUGCGUCAGUUUUACGUGCAUCGCCAUAACAGUCGUGUUAUAAACAUUGGCCACAAUUAAAAAUUGUCGUCUCUGACCUUUUACCACCGUUUUGUAUGUGGUAAAUAAAAAAAUUUGUGGUUAAUGGUGUUUUUAACAACAGUUAUGCGGACCAUCGCAAAAAAAAAUUGGUCUAUGUGUGGUCUAUGUGCACUUUUCUUGUAGUGUUUUUAGAAGAUGGGGAGAGACCAACUUCUAAAAAUUGAUUCGGAGUUUACUUCUGCUUUAAAAAAGAAGCAGAAGCAGAAUCAGUUCCAAACACCCCCUAACCAUUAGCAAAUACGGAGUAAGUAAUAGCAAAUAUUAGAAGUUUAAUAAACACACAAUUUACAAAUUAUUGAAAACACACAAUCUCUCGCCGUCACAUAUCAAGUGGGGGCGAGUUUGUUUUUUCGGUUCGGUUUUACCCAAAAUCAAGUCAGACCGACUUGUCACCCUCGAAACUACAACAUACACCCUCACAUACUAUUUCGCUUUAAUAGGAAAAAUAACAUGAAACCAGCCUCAGAUCAACUCCAGUACAAAAAAGAAAACUUUCUUGAAUUAAACUUCACCAACUUUUGAUUACCCAUUCUAUUCUUGAGUAAAUUCCUUAAAUAAGACUAACAUUGACAAAAUGCGUAAAUAGGACCAUGAUUAUUUCCUUCCUAAAAUAUGACUCAUUAAGGCCUAAUUGAUGAAAUUUUGUUUUUUAAUAGGUUCAAAUAAGUAAUAUUUAGAGAAUUGUAAACAUAUGGUCAUAUGCACUUUGAUUAACUUUUAAUCCUAUUUAGAGCAAUUACUAUUUAUUCUUUUAUACAUAACCUUUCACCUUUUGUUUUCUACGGAAGUGUAAUAUUUCUUCAUUUUUGGUGGUAUUAAAGGGGCUGUGUAACCGAUAAUACUACUCCGAGUAUGUUUAAACGAACCACUAAAAUAGAAAAUACUCAGGCAGGUGAUACCUUUCGGGCUGGACGCGCAGCAAGUUGGUUGUUUAGGUUUAGUUCGGUUUUUGUCACCCUGUUAGGUACCCAAUUGCAGUUAAAGUGAGGAUUGAAACCCUACUUGAUCUCUACCUUAUCUCUCGUUGUAGAACACAACUCACAAUAUUAAUGACAUUGAGUAUAUAUAUAAUAAAUAUAAAACUCUACCUCGUUUCGUUGAUUGUCCCAUUUCCCCGUUUUGAACCGUCCCAAUUGUCCCAUUAAGAUAGUUUCACAUCAAAUUUGGUAAUAUUUGUAUGGUUCUAAUUUUUUUCUGUUUUAUUCUUACGUUAUCACAAUACCGAUCAAAUAAGUUCACUUUUCUUUAACAAGCGCAACAUCUCCCCAUGCAUCAAAUUUAGGAGUAGAGGUAGCAUGUGAUAUAUAUGAUGUAUUUAUACAGAAAUUAAAGUUGCUACGCACAGGCAAUCUAGUUUUGAUGGAUUCCAAGAACACCAUAAAGUGGCAAAGCUUCAAUUUCCCAACAAACACAAUGUUGUGGGGUCAGAGACUAAGUCCAAUGACUCGGUAACUGGAAGUACUCUUAUUGGGAGUACAAACCAUCUAAUAAUCGAAACAUCACAUAUGCCCGUCUCACAUCACAAGGCCUAGAGAUAUACAAUGGGGUCAACUGGAGAAUGACUCAAAUAACUUCAAAAACACCACAAGAUCCUCCCAAAUUCUUAGCACUAGCAGAUGCUACAGGUAUGAGUCAGUAUUUAAGCCUAUUUUGCAAAAAAAAUAGUUUAGGCUCGUAAUUUGAGUUUUCAUUAUGAGUCCUACAACUACACUCACAUAGGGAUGUGAGUACUUAUUAAAUUUAUCCAUAUUCUGCAUUAAUGUUUUCUGAAUACGGUGUUGUCGUGUGACUGAGAAGUCACGAGUUUAAAUCUUAGGAGCAACUUCUUGUCAAAAUGACAAGAGGAAGGCUUGCCACUUAUACAACCUUAUGGUGGGGCCCUUCCCUGUAUCAUGGCCUUGUGGGGACCCAAAUGUGAAAGUAGCUGCAUUUUUAAGGAAUUUUCUGCCGAAAUAAUGUAUUCUACAUUCUUAUUGUUGUUGGAAAUUUUCCCGGUGCCGUUUUUGUUUGAAAUAUUACAUUUCAGUGGAAAAUUAAAGCAUUCAAUGUGGACAAGCAUAUGAAUUAGAUGUCAUAAUCUAAAAGUAAGUAAAAUGACGAAACUAAUACCGAACACCUUAAACUACUUUAAAAAACUAAGCAAGUCAAUUAACUAUUUUGUACAAUAUCUAGCUCAUUAAAUUAAUGCAUAAUUGUAAUUGAUUAUAUAUCCUAGUAAUUGGUGAAAUGAUUGCAAAUUUUUAAUAGUGGCUCUUGUAAUUAUGUUCGGGUUCAGUUAUGCAUUCUCAUGCAGAAAUUGUACUUCAACAAGGAGUUUAAUACUUGCGCAUGAAAUUUUACCAAAAUUUUCUCCUAAACGUUUCAUAACUCUCACAACAGGCAAUUUGGGACUAUAUUAUUACUCACCCCAGAAACAAGUGUUUGAAGCUUCAUAUGAGGCAAUCAAUAACACUUGUUAUCUUCCAUUUGCAUGUAAUAAGUCCUAUGAUAUUUGCACUUCCUCCGGUGAAUGUUCAUGCAUAAGGCUUGUCAAAAGAGGGCUCUCUGGUCUAUAUUGCUGCAAUGAGGAGAUGUUAGCCAGUGGGUCCUGCGAUAAAAGUCGGUUGGGGAUGCUCGAGUUACAUGGUAUCACAACUAUACUAAAUAGCAGUUCUAAAAAGGUCAACCUUACAAAAGCAGCAUGUGCAGACUCAUGUUUGAAUAAUUGUACAUGUGUCGCGGCAAUGUAUGGAGAUGAUGUGAACCGAGAGGGUGAAUGUUAUUUUUAUGGGCUAGUAAGAGGAGUUAAGCAAAUGGGCGAUGAUAGAGAAAGAAAAAUGAGCUAUAUGGUUAAGGUGCCAAAGGAUGUUAUUGAUGAUUGCCAUGGAAAAGCUUGCCGUAUAAACACAUGGGUUUUAGUUGUGGCAGGCAUAGUUGAUGGACUUGUUAUUUUGAUUCUUUCUGUAGGAAUUGGUUACUGUGUAGUCCAAAGGAGGAAAAACAACAUACCUAACGUAGAAAAUAAUCAAAAUAUAAACUAGACUAGGUACCCUCAACCAUCGAGAAACAUUGUUUUAUUGUUUAAUGAAUCCCAUUUUGGAUAUAUAAGUGAGUUAAUUGAAAACAAGGGGUCACUUAUAGUGAUAUGAUAGAUAAUGGAUGUCUGGAUUA
Cuscuta epithymum is the source of this 6578-nucleotide messenger RNA. The record is from the annotation of a GenBank genome assembly. Lineage: Eukaryota; Viridiplantae; Streptophyta; Magnoliopsida; Solanales; Convolvulaceae.